This is a messenger RNA of Sardina pilchardus (European sardine), 1921 nucleotides long. It is a transcript of the gene snta1, whose product is annotated as syntrophin, alpha 1. Bases 43 to 1491 code for a protein of 482 amino acids. Gene Ontology annotation, cellular component: dystrophin-associated glycoprotein complex; sarcolemma; intracellular anatomical structure. NCBI's taxonomy places the organism in Eukaryota, Metazoa, Chordata, Actinopteri, Clupeiformes, Clupeidae. The transcript has 8 exons. Gene Ontology annotation, molecular function: protein binding; structural molecule activity. The record is from RefSeq and is a predicted model, not a curated record.
GACUGCCAGCUCGUCAAGUGGUAUUCCAGGAAUGCGUUGAACAUGGCUGCCGCGAUGAAGGCACAGAAAAGCGGACUGUUAGAACUUCGUAUCACCGUGGACCGUUGGAUCCGUGUUCUAGCCACUUUAAGCGACGAAACACUGACUCUGACUCCUGGAGAAGUUGACGGAGAUGAAGCCACGAAACCCACCCCGGUGCCUGCCGGGGCAGUCAACGGUGACCCGGCCAACCUUGCUUCGUCUCCGGUCCCGGAGACCAUCACCAACGUAAAGCGCACGGUGCGCGUGACCAAGCAAGACGUAGGAGGUCUGGGAAUCAGUAUUAAAGGGGGGAAGGAGAACAAAAUGCCCAUCCUCAUCUCAAAAAUCUUCAAAGGCCUGGCUGCAGACCAGACGGAGGCCUUGUACGUGGGGGACGCCAUCUUGUCUGUGAAUGGGAGCGACCUGAGGGAGGCCACUCAUGACGAAGCUGUGCAGGCCCUGAAGAAGACGGGCAAGGAGGUCAUCCUGGAGGUCAAGUACAUAAAGGAGAUGUCAGCGUUCUUUAAGAACGCCUCGGCGGGCGGAGGGGCGGGGUGGGACUCGCCCCCCAUGACCCCCCAGAAGCAGGCGGCCGGAGCGGACCUGAAGGAGACCAGGAGCGUGGCCCUCAAGAUGUGCCAGCUCAGCAGGAGGCAGUGCCCACCAGACACAGAGAACAGGUACCUGGAGGUGACCACGGCGGACAGGAAGACCUCGGUGUUCCUGCGGGCCAAGGACCCGGCCAUGGCCCAGGGCUGGUGCACGGCCAUCCACACCGUCAUGCUGGCUCUGGUGCCGCGCGCCAAGGAGGCCCUCAGGGGCCUGCAGCCAGGCCUGGAGCCCAAACACCUGGGAUGGAUCACUGUGCAGGGAUCAGAGAAGUCUCUGCUGGCCGUUCUGACAAACAAGGACCUGCUUCUGUACCAGGCUCUACCUGAGAGCCGAGAGAGCUUAGACAAACCAGAGAGGAGUCACCCUCUCAUCACCACCAGGCUGGUUCACUCUGGCCCCAGUAAGACCUCUCCCCUCCACGAGUCGGACCUGUCGUUUGGGCUGCGCACUGGGACGAAGCAGGGCGUAGAGACCCACGUGUUCAGGGUGGACUCCCCCAAAGAGCUCUCCACCUGGACACACCUGCUGGUGGACGGCUGCCACACUGCUGCCGAGCUCAUUCAGGAGGUCACCACAGCGUGCAGCUGGAACGGGAAGCAGUGCAUGCUGGGAGUGCACAUAGACGAGGGCUUCACGCUGUUCACGGAGGAGGCGGGCGUCCGGAGGCACGUCCUGCUGCACCAGCCCUUUGAGCGCCUCCGCAUGUCCGCCGACGACGGCGUGCGCAUGAUGUUCCUGGACUUCGGAGGCCCCGAGGGGGAGAUACAACUGGACCUGAGCUCCUGCCCUAAGACCAUGGUCUUCAUCAUCCACUCUUUCCUGUCCGCAAAGGUCAAGCGACUGGGGCUGUUGGCAUGACAGCGGCCUGUGGAGCCAGGCCAACACUUCAGGUAGAUGUCAUGGAUACGGACAUCAUGGACAGCCAAUCCAACAAAAAAAGGGCGGACCACGUUGCUUCAGAAAACCAAAUUUCCAACCCUCGGUGGACUGCCAUUGGUCAGACCCCUGCCACAGCCGGCAGCCAUAAAUAAAACAAACAAACGAAUGAGCAAUGAGAAUGUGCUAGAUUACUCUUCCUCCCAGCAAUGGCGAAGAGAGGCCGUAGGAGCCCGGGCCACACGCCCGCCCUGCACAAUUAUAGCAUUGUUACCGUAGGAGUGACUUUCUUUUAGACACCAUAACUUCUGGCCUAUGGUCUUAUCCUUUUUAUGUGUUUUGGUUUGAGUGGUUGAUGACAGGGCUUAGUCUGAUUUAGAGGGCUAGUUCAUUUUUAAUGUCAGCAAGUACA